Messenger RNA from Miscanthus lutarioriparius, 210 nucleotides. The record is from the annotation of a GenBank genome assembly. NCBI's taxonomy places the organism in Eukaryota, Viridiplantae, Streptophyta, Magnoliopsida, Poales, Poaceae.
AUGGAGAGCGCCGUGCUCGCCUGCGAGGCGCCAACCGCCGGCGCCAGCGCCCACGCUGCCGCGGCGCCUGGAGCGGGAGGGGAUGGAGGAGCCGGGGACGUGGUGAUGCUGAGGCGGUCGGCCCUCGCGGCGUGCCUCACGUGCCCGCUCUGCGGCCGCCUCUUCCGUGACGCCGCCACCAUCACUGAGUGCCUCCACACCUGUGAGUAA